AGAAUGAACGGCGUACUACUAGUACAACUAGCAGGCAAGUGAUGGUACUUACGAUCCCCCUCUAGACAAAGAUGGUCUACAUGAGGCGCAUCCCUCGACUGCCCUUUGAAGAGGCAAGGGCAUAUGUGCGACGGCUCGGCCUACGGUGCUCCCGCGAAUUUGACAAAUGGGCAACAAGCUCUGCGCGCCCAAGAAAUAUCCCGUCGAGGCCCAGCAAAUACUACCCGGAGGAGUACAGAGGGAUGGCCGAUUUUCUCGGUGUCCGAAAGCCUGCUCCGUGGCGCCUACGCCAGAAGCAGCUACCACUUGACCGGUCUGCUGCUGGUUCUCCGCGUGCUGGCGAUAUGGUGGAAUCUCCUUGUCUGUUUGGUGCUAGCGAAAAACAGCGAUGCGAGGAACCGUGGGUGGUCGAUAGGCAGCGGCGCAUGCCAGAAAUCGGCCAGUCGGUUUCACAAGCACACUUCACUUCCGAAAAAGGGUGCGCGUGGGUCGUGCAGCAGCUGUCGGAGAUAUGUCCCAACCUUAAGCUGGAAAAGGCUCCGUUCCAAAGCCGCGCAUCAUUCUUCUACCAAUUUGCCGCACAGGGCACAGAAGAUCAGACCAACGACGUAUGGUUGCCUCUCAAAGUUUGUUUUGCCAGCACCACAGCUUUUGCCAGUCCAAGGACGCAGUGCUUUCGUUUUAACUACAACAAAGGCGACAUUGAUGGCCUCCCGGGUCCAGGCAUUGCCCUGAUCGCUCUUCAAGCAGGGAGCGUGGCUUUUAGAACUGGUGAUAGCGCAACAUCUUCCUCGGGGACUAUUCGAUCAACUGCAAUACGUACUGCGACCUCGAACAAGGAAGACAGACUUCAGACCAGUGCAGCCGAAUGCGGACAGUUUGCCAACGAGAAUUCCGGCGAGCCGCCCGCCAAGAGGACCGACAAGAGCAGCGGACGAGAGCGGGUAGCAAUUUUCAUACAGGACAAGCAGAUGUUUCCAAUCCGGGUCCUGGCUGAUACGUUGGCUUCUUGUUGGCGCGAUCUUAGCGGUGUGCACGCGCGUCCCAUGGUCGAUUGGUUGGUGGACUUAGCGGCGUCUGAUAGACAAAAUCGACGCGCGAUGCUAAUCACGCAUCUUCAUCACAUCUUCUACAACAAACUGGGAAAGCGAGUAACAUUUGAAUCGACUGUCGGCAAAGGGUGUGACACGUACAUCGACGGAAAGCCAACAUUGCACAGGCUUUUGUGCAAGGUAAGAGACCAGAAACGAAGAGGGAGAUGCGUGACGCAUUAUCGCAUCAAGCUGACCACGACUUGCAACAGAAAGUUUUUCCUCGCUUCCGAAUUCGUAGGUGCAGGGUACCGCGAGAUACCACUGUCGCAGCAUGUAGCUCCGAAGUUUGUCAUCGCUUUACGUUCCGAAAAUUCCGUGCCCGGGGCACUCACGGGCAUUUGGAUUUUUCCACGUGCCAUGUUCGCGAGCUGCCUCAUCGUCGAGGGCGACAUCACGACAGGAAGAACCGACUUACCUCUGUUCACCCCAGAAUGCAGACCGACAAAACGCCAGACCCAGCGUGCGCAGGCGCAACAAAUGCCGUACUACAUCCCGGUCGCAAAUGGCAGAAUUUCGGAUGUAGAUUUCGAGCGUGCGCGAGCUAUACUCGACGAAGAAUUCCAGGAGCAAUUAUACCCUGCAUUUGUGCAACCUUGUGACGAAGGUAACAUCGCUGGUAAAGAUCAAAAUGGACGAUUUGGGGAAGAAGCAGAGUUAAGAUUCUCCUGCAUUGAACAGCAGCGGGCACCGUGA
Messenger RNA from Amoebophrya sp. A120, 1787 nucleotides. The record is from the annotation of a GenBank genome assembly. Lineage: Eukaryota; Dinophyceae; Syndiniales; Amoebophryaceae.